GGAUUCGUAAGCUGCAUUAUAAUAAAUGUUUGCUUUUGGGUUUAAUACUGAUUUAUGACCAGUGGUUUAUUCCUCCCUAGUCACCAAUCCUUGUACCUGAAUAACUAUAAAUACUUGAGCUGCACUCAACAGCUCUUUUUCCUGUUCUUGCCUGGCAGCACAAAUUCAUCCUGUCAUCAGAAUUUCUAUAUGUGGAGCUUGUAGUAGCCAUUUGUAUGGUACAUUCAAAUGUGACAUCUGCAUCAUCAUGAGAUAUUUCAAUCACUUUAAUUAAUCUACAACACUAGGGUGGCGAUGAUAUUCUGAGUCAUGUCCAAUCCCUGGGAUGUUUUCCACUUUUUUCUUUAAAUGUGUUGGUCUGUGUAAUGUACUUAUGUUUGCCCUUAGAGUGACAGGAACAGAAGGAAGAUGACAAGAUUUAACAAAGUCUUAAUCCUCCUGAAGCUAAGAGAUUCUUAGAGAUUUGUAACUACACAUUGCAUGGUAGAAGGAAGAGAACAAACGAUAAGCAGAAGCCAGAAACAUAUGCAUCAAUGGAAACAGGCAGAUCAUUCGCUUCACUAUUUCCAAUAUCUCAAAAUCAGAUCAUCCUAUCACGUUCACAACAGGUCCUAAGAAGGCAGGAGCAGAUGAGGAAAAAAGAAGUACAACUACAAAAUCAACUACAAUGUAUCUGUCAGAGACAAAGUGAUGCCCAUAGAAGGAAUCAGGAUUUGCUAAGGGAUUUCAAAAGGAUUGAGCAAGAGCUGUCUCUACUAACUGCAAAGUCUGACAGCUUCAGGAGAAAACAGGAGAAGUACAAGAAGCAAAUGCAUCCCUUUACAUCAGAACAGUCAACAUGUGCUGCACCCAACAGUAUUGCAAGUACCAUGGGUCACGGUUACAGUAAACAGUUCAAUGAUUUUUCAGCAAAUUACAGCAAUCUUUGUGAACCUCGCCACUUUUCAGCAACUGUUGGCCAGCCUCCAAUAAAUUUUAGUCUGUAUCCAAAUCAGCAGCUAGGACUACAAGGAUGCUGCAAUCGUUCAUUGUGUUGUGGUCUUGUGCAUCCACACUGUGAUGGACAGUUUGGAAGCUUCAUACCAGAUGUAUUUAAAAUUUUAGACUCCACACUGGACUGCCAGUCACAGAAGAAAAAAUGUCCCACAUCAGACUCAUCAAUAGCCAGGGACGUCACGUUUAUUCCUAAUACUAAAAAAGACAUUGUACAACACUGUUCAGGAUUUGUUUGUGACAAGGAUAGCCCUGUAAAAUGCCAAAUCGAGCCAACCCAUGUCCAUGGAGAUCCCCUUGAAAGCAUACUAAAUAGUGAUAUGUACAGAGAUUGGAAAGAAAAGCUUUUAAAAGAAGUCCACCAAAAAAUGGUUGGAGAACAUGAUGUUGAAAUUACUGUAGAACAAUCUAAAGAAGAAGAUUCCAGUAAAAAGCAAGCAUGCUAUGUUGGUUCAUCCAAUUCCAUUUCUGAACAUCCACAACAACCUUUCAAUACUUUAUCAAAGUCACAUAUUCCUAUAGUGUCACCUCCUGCAGGAGAUCAUAAUACAAAGCUUGACUCAAAACCUGCAAGUAAAAGAAAAAACAACAAAAAGCUGAAACCUGCAUAUGAAAGCACUCCAUGUGAAGUGACUGCUGAGCAGGAUAUCGAAGAAGCACAUUGCACAGAACAGGCAACAAGCAAAGUUGACCAUCACGUGUUGAAGCCUAGCAUGAAAUCCUAUAAUGCUUCUGACAGUUUGGUAAUCACUGGAGUAGAUAUGCAAACAAGCAACUACAAAACAGUUGAGAAUAGCGACUUAGGUAUGGAUCGGUGUAAAAAAGAAAUAAAAACAAUUGACUCUUCAGGAACAGAAAGUGUAUGUGAAAAGGAAAUAGGUUAUCAAGAUACAAGCUACCUUCAUCAACAUGAAAACGAUAGAGACACACGUUUUAUGACUACUUUUCUUAGAAAGUCAUUGGAAGAAUUUGUAGAUUCAAGUGAAGAAGAAAUUGUACUUUUAAAAGGUUCAAAAGUACAGGAAAAUAAGAGCUCAAGCAGAUGCAGAACUUCAGAAGAUGAGCAGAGUCAAGAAGAGUCUAGUGAUUCAUCACACUUAUCUGUGGAGGAAAAGGGACUAGAAAUGGGAGAGCCCGGUUCGCUUAGAAAAAUGCGUCAAAAUAAACAGAGUUCUGGUGCGGGUAAUAGUUUUCUUAUAAAUCAAGAUAAAAUUAAAGAGAACAUGAACCUGUACAUGUUAGAACAAGAGGAUGAAUCCAGUGAUGAAAGUGAAAGUCAAAUGAAAGAAAUAAAGUGUGGUGAUAGAAAUAUAGGGACGCUGAAGGGGGACGGUAGACUUGCUAGUUCGGGUCUUUCAGAAAACAAUACAGGGGAUGUAGUUGGGGAAAGUGAAAGAUUCAGAGAAAUGUUAACAGAAGAAAUUGAAAAAAGUAGCAGUGAAGAAGACAAGGAAAGUGAAGAGAAGUCUGAAGCAGAAAGUUUAGUUCAUGAAGGGGUUGGCAUCUUUACAGUGAAGGAGAAAGAGAUACAAAGACAAGUCAACGAAGAGAGUGAAAAUGAGGACACUGGAGAGGAGAACAGAACUUCUGGAGAAGAUAAAAUAAGUGUGAAUAAUAGUCAAGGAAGCCCUGUAGUUAUCAUGGAUGCAGUAAUAGAUGGAAUUACUAAUGAGCAGCAAAGCGACAUUGAGGCUAAUAAAGAAAAUACGUUAGCUAAGAAAGGGGGGAACCAAACAGAAUGCGAUACAGGAAGUAACAUAAUAAGUGAAGAAGAGAUGUCUGAUAAAACAGAUAUUUCUCUUGAAGAGAAGAUCUCAGGAGAUGUAAGUGAUGAAAUAGAAAGCUCAGAGGAAGAAGAAAACACAGACUUUUGGGGCAGUCAGCAUGAAGAAAAUGACUCAGACAUAGAAGAGAUGGAACAAGAUGUACAAUUACAGAGCUCAUGUACUGAGGAUUCCACCAAACAAGUGAAUAUGGAUGUUUCUGAAAGGGAAGAAGAUCCACAAGAAACAGCUGCUUCAGUACUAGAUGUGCCUGCAGCCAGUUGCCAAGAUCUGAUAGAAGAUGAAGAGGUGAACUCAGAAAAACAGAGAUCCAGCUGGUUGUGCUGCCUGAAAACAUGUUCUCUGCCUCACAUUUUAAACAAAAGUGAUAAUCAACCACAGGGUAAAAGAUGCAGUGAGGAUGGCUCUAUGGAUAUGCUUCAAAUGCACCCUGUUGAAUUUGGAUCUUCUUUGCCUGCUGAAGAGACUCUUGAUGAUCCCAUUGCUAAUGUACACUCUGAAGCUACAUCAGCUGCUGAAACAAAUGCUGAAGAUUCAGAUGAAGAAUCACUCCGUAGUGAAAAAGAAUCAGAAAAUCACAAUCAGGCAUGGUCAGACUCAGAGGACAAUGUUCAUUCGUUCUAUGACUGAGACCAUAAUCACUUGGGAUCUGUCUCAUUAUAUGGAAUUAUGGCAGGAAUUAAUGGUUGCUUCUACAGUGAGGUAUACAUUAAGAAGUGAAGGGAAAAAAAGAAAUAAUAUGUCUUAACAACUUUGUGAUGGGACAUCCAUCUGUUAUGGUCAUACCUAGAACAGCUGGGAGAAGAGUAUGAAAGAAGACAUAGAAGAAAAGUAAUGGAAUUUAAAAUAUUAAUCUUCGGUAAUCAAUCCUGCUAAAAUAAUUAAGUGUGGGCCUCACUUGGUACGUCUGGCAGUCAUCUCAGGAUAUAUACCGUAUAUUGUAUAUAUACACAACAGUUACCAGCUUGGAUUCCUUUCCUAACUUGCACUACAAUUGGAGCAUUUGCAAUCUACUACUGUAUAUGCCAAUAAGUGUGACACUCAGGCUUAAAGUGAUUUUAAAGUUGUUGUUUUUUUAAUAAUAAACAUGUUAUACU
This is a messenger RNA of Rana temporaria (common frog), 3874 nucleotides long. Its product is annotated as probable ATP-dependent helicase PF08_0048. Bases 534 to 3407 code for a protein of 957 amino acids. The record is from RefSeq and is a predicted model, not a curated record. The transcript is spliced from 11 exons. Lineage: Eukaryota; Metazoa; Chordata; Amphibia; Anura; Ranidae.